Messenger RNA from Penicillium canescens, 1740 nucleotides. RefSeq names its product Zn(II)2Cys6 transcription factor. The record is from RefSeq and is a predicted model, not a curated record. Bases 1 to 1740 code for a protein of 579 amino acids. Lineage: Eukaryota; Fungi; Ascomycota; Eurotiomycetes; Eurotiales; Aspergillaceae. The transcript is spliced from 3 exons. Gene Ontology annotation, molecular function: DNA-binding transcription factor activity, RNA polymerase II-specific; zinc ion binding; DNA binding. Gene Ontology annotation, biological process: DNA-templated transcription; regulation of DNA-templated transcription.
AUGUCUACACCCCUGGAAGUCAAGCGGGCAUGCGACCGCUGCAGAAGACGGAAGAUCAAGGUAAAGGUGCGGUUGAUUAUCCAAUGUCUUGUCUCCUCUAUCUUCCAGCCUGAUGAUGAGACCCUAACUCCGGAACAGUGUUACUCUCCUCAGAUCAGGAGUGCAGUCAUGGAUAGACGCCUGAUUUGUGCACCAGUGCGACUCUACCAACCCAUACCGUGCUCCUAUGACUUGCCAAUCGGCAAAAGAGGCCCCAAGGGCCAGAGGACCCAACGCCAGGCCAGGAGUCAUGUGGCUAUUCUAGAGACCAGCACACUCGGGGAGCUGUGCGAUUCUGGUCGGCCCCAAUUUGACGGACUUGCGGUGCUCGAGAGGCUCCAGCGGGAACUAAAGGAGGCCAUUCAGCACGAGGUGCCCCGGAUCCCCGUUGGUACGAUAGCUCAGCAUUGCAUAUCGAUCCACUUCCGGCGAUCCUUUCCGAUCCUGCAUGAACCAAGCAUGCGUGCAGACGCAACGUACUUCUUCGGCGCGGAUGACGAGAUACCCCCGACAUAUCUCGCCGAAUACGCGGGCAAAGAUGGCCUGACCCUCAUGAGGUCUUUUGCAGUGCUGACAGCCUUGUGCGCCGCCCAGUCUUUCCUUCAUGCGAGAUCUACCCUUCCGUACGGCGCCGCUGUAGGGCCCAAGUUCCUCAGGGCAGCGCGCUGCAUGCUCCGUGAGUACGAAGAUGAUGACCGUCGAGAUCCCGAUGCCACUUCACUACAGAUUCGGAUGUUGCUGUCCACCAGCCUCCAACAGUACGCCGGCGAGAAUGGGCUGGCUUGGCACCUUGUGGGCGAGGCAGGCCUCAUCGCUCGCCGUAUGCGGCUCUACAAUGAAAGUGCCGUCAGCCAGUACUCUCCCUUGGAAGCGACUAUGCUCCGAAAUGCGUUCUGGAUGCUCUAUGUGGCGGACGCCUCUGCCACAUGUAUGAAAAACCGUGCCGUCAUCCUUCACGAACCUUUGUUCGACUCCGACAUGGACCUGGCGACUUUUGGCAUGAAUCAAGUGCCGCUGCUAGAAAGUGAAAAUAUUGAUACCCCAGGCGAGUUUGAGGUCAAUAUAUCGCAAGCCUUCCAUCAGAUGCGACGGACGUGGGUUGCUGCCGCUCGCCUGAUGCUGGCUAUUCGGGAGUAUGGGCGCCUGAAGUCAGACAACAAUCCCCCCGAGCUGGCCUUCGACUCGUCACAGUUUUCUAAUAUCACUCAAAUGUAUUCACAAUUCGAUGCCUCUCUUGACGAUAUACCAGCCACGCUUCAGCCAUCGGUAGUAUUUGGGCAGGAUGACGACACUGUCAUGGAAGAGGGGCGAUCAUGCUACAUCUCACUGCGUUACCGGCUCUUGUCUGCAUACUACUACGCGAAGCUCAUGAUAAUUCACGAGUGUAGACAUCUCGGCUUGACAUCUAUGGUUGGCUUUCGGGAUGAUGACUCUGUCCUCAAUGGCGAGGAGAUAAACGUGGCCCGGGAUUUCAUCAACAAUCUUCAGAGCAUACCAUUUCAUUACUUGGAAGAGCUUGGAGAGCCUGUGAUUGAGGUUAUGCGUGGUGUCGGAAGCAUCCUGCUUGCAAUAUCGCAAAAGUCAGAAAAUGCCCUUACCAGACGACGAGCACUCUCACAACUCAAUGUUCUUCUCGAUGUCCUCGCUAGGCUAGACUCACAAGCAUCGAACAAGUUGACUACACAAUUAUCUCAGGCAUAG